GCCGAGCGGAGAGAUCGCCCCGCCCCUUUCACCUCCUCCUCCUGCUCCUCCUCCCCCGCCCUUGGUCUCGCGCCCUUUCAGUUGCCGGCUGCGCCGCUCGCGUGACGACGACGACGACGUCGCCGCUGUUGCUGCUGCUGCUCCGUCUCGCGCCGCCGCGGCCCCGUCUUCGCCUCCUUUCUCCCUUCUUCUCUGCCUCUGCCGCCAUGGCGAACUACAUCCACGUGCCGCCGGGCUCCCCGGAGGUGCCGAAGCUGGACCUCGCCGUGAAGGAGUCGGAGCCUUCCGGAGGAGGAGAAGGAGGCGGUGGUGGUGGGGGUUACCGCUACGGAGCCCUCCAGCUGCUGAGGCGCCUGAGGCCUGACUGGAAGCCUGAGGAGGUGACGCUGAAGGUAUUUACGGAUGGCAUCACCAAUAAACUUAUUGGCUGUUACAAGGGUGAAGAAAUGGAUGAUGUUGUCCUUGUUAGGAUUUAUGGAAAUAAAACAGAGCUGUUAGUUGAUCGAGAUGAAGAAUUGAAAAGCUUCCGUGUUUUACAGGCCCAUGGCUGUGCACCAAAGCUUUACUGUACUUUCAAUAAUGGCCUGUGCUAUGAAUUUAUGCAAGGUGAAGCUCUGGAUCCAGAACAUGUUUGCAACCCAGAGAUAUUUCGGCUAAUAGCCAGACAGCUUGCAAAAAUUCAUGCUAUACAUGCUCACAAUGGAUGGAUACCCAAGUCUAACAUGUGGCUGAAGAUGGGAAAAUAUUUCUCUCUUAUACCAACAGAAUUUGUAGAUAAGGAUUUGCACAAAAGGUUUCUAAAAGAUAUCCCAAAUCGUCAAAUCCUUCAGGAAGAAAUGGCUUGGAUGAAAGAGAGACUGUCAAAUCUGGGCUCUCCAGUGGUACUUUGUCACAAUGAUCUGUUGUGCAAAAAUAUAAUCUACAAUGGAAAACAAGGUGAUGUUCAGUUCAUUGACUACGAAUACUGUGGAUAUAAUUACCUGGCUUAUGACAUUGGGAACCACUUCAAUGAAUUUGCAGGGGUGAGUGAGGUAGACUAUAGCCUCUAUCCCGACAGAAAACUUCAAGAGAAGUGGCUGAGGGCUUACCUGGAAGCCUAUAAGGAAUACAAAGGAUUUGGAACAGAUGUCAGUGAGAAAGAGGUUGAAGUGCUUUAUGUCCAAGUCAACCAGUUUGCCCUGGCUUCUCAUUUCUUCUGGGGAUUGUGGGCCCUAAUUCAAGCCAAAUACUCUACCAUUGACUUUGAUUUUCUAGGGUAUGCAAUUGUUCGCUUCAAUCAGUACUUCAAAAUGAAGAACGAAGUCAUGAUGCUAAAACUUCCUGAGUAACAACGGAGAACUUCCUUAUCCACACCUGGAUAAGAUUCCUUACAGUUUUUUCCCCCCUGAGUAUAGACCAUGGAAAAAAGCUAAACAUUUGUUAGUUUUGUAAUGUUCCUAUGGUGUUUUUUGCUUUUUAUUGCCUCUAAACAUCACUCUUUUAAUGUGAAACCUGAAACAAAGAUCUUACUGAUGUUGUAGAAGGAAUAGAAACAUUAGAUUUAUAAAAGAGAAAGAGAGCCAAUUUAAUCCUUUCUCUUGUAAUUUUUAACAUGAUACAUGAAUUAUUUAUUAGGAAUUUUAACAUUCCAUUGCUGCUUUUCCUCAGUUCUCUCAAGAGAGUGAGUGCAGACUGUAAUACUUUAAAGCUUUUACAUCAUAAGUAACAUUGGGAUAGUACAAAAUUGUCUAACUGCAAGCUGUACAGUGUACAAGGUGUAUCUGGACAGGAGCAGUUUGCACUGAAGUAGAAGUCACUGAUACUGUCAAUAGAGCUGGGAUGAAAUGAGACAAAUCGGUGUUCAAGCUGUUACUGCUCUAAACUCUGCCUAAUUGCCAAGGGCGGUGGUUGGAUUUCCUCCUUGUGUAACAUACAGAUGCAAAAAUUUCAUAAAUCUGCUCUCACACUAAGGAGAACUUACAACCAAUUACUCCCCUGUACAGAGUUCAGUAUUGUAGGAGAAAGUUUCUAACUUCAAAUGUAAGCUUUAAAAGACCACUUUCCCAGAGUGUCACACAACUUCAACACAUUGACAUAUAGUGCAAGGGUAGACAUUCUUGGUAGAAGCCAACAAGGACAAGCUGCUGAGCCAUUCUGUAGUGUCUGGGUGCAAAACUAACCAUUGCAUUUCAUACUCUAGUCAUUUUUUUUGUCUUCUAAUUUUUCCUUGACUUACAUUUUGGUCUUCGGUCUUUAGAUCUCUUAACUUGCUAGAGUUUCUGUUUCUUUGUGAUGAUGGCGAACUCACAACUAACCCAAGUCGUUCUUGGAAAGGAUGGCAUUUGAAGAGCGAAACAUUGAUCAGGAACACUUUUCCUCCCUCAAAGCUAUCCUACCAAGAGCGAUUUGAUUUUCAAAAAUGUGAAAUGAAACACAAAUGUUUACUUAGCUACUGAGUGUGUAUGCAUGCAUGAGUGUGCACACACAAGUGCACAUGUGCGUAUGUUUAAGAAUGGGGAAAGGCUUUAAGUAACUGCACCAAGUUGAGUAGUCACACAGAAAACUCUUAGUCUGAAAUUUCACUUUGGUCACUUAAGUGCCCAUAUGUACAAAGUUUGUGAUCAUAAAUGGUAUGUGUAAACCCAAAAAUACCUUAAGUAGAAAUAUUAUGGGGAGCCUGUUGCACAGACUCAACAAGGAUAUUUAUUCAGAAUUAUUUUAUAGAACUCUGUAAAAUAAACAUCUCAAAAAUAUAUAAGACUGACUUGUUUAGUGAUACAUGCACCAAUCAUAAGACUGGCUUGUUUAGUGAUACAUGCAGCAAUUAACAUGGAUGGAAAUUUCACCCCAGGAAUCAUUACAUAGCCUUCUGUUUAUUUACAAAAUCAAAACCAUGAUUUUAUAUAUAUAUUGAGGUUGUAUUAUUUCAAAAUCCACAAUGUUCAAACUCCUUGCAUAGGAGAAGUUCCAUUAGGCCUUGAAACUAGUCAGUAGAAAGUAGGCUGCAGUCUGAAAUCUAGUUAGUCUUACAAAUUUAAUACUAAUGGACUGUGGAUCUGUACCUUUAAGAAGCAUUGUUAGCACUUACCACUAUUCUUUCGCAAAUUGGUCAGUUUCUUGUACUGUUCAGUAUUGAGCCCAAGUACUUAAUGGUAAUAUGUAACUCAUCAGGUAAAGGAUGUUUCUAGAGCUAUAAAAAUCAAAACAAAUAUUUUCUCCAAAUAACUGAGUUUAUAGAUAUUGUAUUAUUUCCUGCAUUUUCAGCACAGUCUUCAAUGACAUAUUUUUUCACCUGGUGGUUAGAUGAAUUUAGGAAAUCAAAGUAUUCAAGACCUUGAUUUUUCAAACCUUAAAAUUGCAGAAAAUCAAGUCAUUCUUUAGUAAGUUACAGUUUGCAAAAAGAAAAUAUAUGUUUCAAAUAAAAUAUUGCAUAUUGAAAUACUGGAACUAAUUCUUACAAAUUGGCAAGUUUUAAGAAAUCCUUCUUAAUAGCUGUUUGUCUUAUGAAUCAAAUAAGCUUAUUUUUGGUAUUUCUAGGCAGGAGGUGAUAUUUCAAGCAGCCCUUUCCCGGUUUAUCCAAUUGAAUAUGUAAGAAAACAGUUCAAACGUUCGUUUUGCUGAAGGGAGAAAGAGACAGGCACUUGUUUUUGUCCUUAGGUUCUAGACUUUUAAAAAAACUUUUGGAGAGCCUUAUUGUUCUCAGACUGAGCUUAAAGACCAGUAAGACUUGAGAUUAUGACUUUUUCAUUAAAGGAAGUCUAAUUUAAUCUACUGGCUAGAUGUCAACCUCAUAUUGCUAUAUUUUUAACAUAUUCCAAAGCAGAAACAGUUGAAGUUACUUGAAGACAUCUAGAACACAAUUAUGAACAUAUGAGUUUGAAAACUAGUGGAUGUCGCUUAAUUUAGAGAAUGGAAGGUUACAUCUUGUUUCCUUAUAAAAUGGCUUCAUCCCUUCCAUCGACUGAGACUAUCUUGUCCCCAUUUUACAAUGAGUUCUUGAGAAGAUCUUCUCUUAGAAGAUAACACUGUUCCCAUGUCAUUCAUAUGUUUCAUCAGGUACUUGAACUUUUUUUUCUGGAGCUCUAGAAACAACCUUAUGUAAUUCCAGCUGUGACUUGCCAAGAAACUGUUCUGUUGCCUUUACUAUUAAACUAAAGAUUUUGAAUGCCAUCACCAGUGACACUGCAGCAGGAUACUGGAAGUAGAAACAGGGUCAUUAGCAAUGGCAUUCGGUUCUGCGCAACAUCAGCCUACAGACCAUGGUGGCCUAGUAGCUUUUGUAAAGCAGAAGCAUUUGAAGAUUUCACCCGGCAAUCAGACCAGUUGAACCAUCAUACCUGAUUGGUACAGACAUUACAUCUUUCUAGGAAUUGGAAUUGGCAUUGGCUUAUAAAUUGAGAGAGGGGUUAUUUUGAACUCUGGCCUGGGGUUCUCAAUGUGAAUUUUGUAGAACACUUAGCUUAUCUGAUUUAUGGUAACCGGGUCAGACUGUGUAUAUAAAAUAGUGUAAAUAACCAUUUGUAAAUUAGUGUGAAAUGUAUGGUACCUUGCAUUUAUGAAUUUAUGUAUUUCAUUGUACUCUCCUUUUGUAGAAAUGUUGAUGUAAAGAAAAAUCCAGUUCUUGACAUGUGCUGACCUUUCAUUGUUAAAUUGACCACACUCAAGGGUAAACUGUUGGGGAGCCAAAGGAUAUAGUACCUGGAACUAAACAUUAGCUUUCAUAAUGCAGCCUUUCCAUUGUGCCUGUAGUGUCUGCUUGACUUACACCAGAGGAAAUAUUCAGUCUGCAAGUGAGUUCAUGAAAAUGGCCACUAUUCCAGUAAGCAGCAGAUUGGACCGUUCAACAAAAAGCCCCUUUUCUUGUUUGAAGAUAAAUGAUAAGGUUUUACUCUGAGGCCAACUUAGAGGUGUGCCUAGAUAGUUGGAUUUUGCUGAAAAAUGUGCAUGUUACUCUCAUAACAAAAUUAACUUUUUGGGAGUAAAGAUUAUGAAAGCUUUUUAGGCAAAAGAAGUUGCUAAGUUAUGUUUCUGUGGCAUGUCCGUGCAGAAAAGAGACUAAAAAGUAAAUGGAAAGUUUUUUAAGAACUUCAGAUGGUCCCCCCCCCCCCCCUAUUUUAUCCCUGUUAACUGUUUAAGGAUGCAUUACAUAUCUGUUGUUAUCCCUGUUGUUGCACAUUGACUUUCUGGAGGGGAAAAUAUUGGCCAGUUUGUGGGGGCUGCUGGAGUUGCAUGCAUUCAGGGUUAUCUUUCUACCAUAGCAAAAAAAUAUAGACUCAGAUUUCUAAAUCAGUCCUCUUGCUUAAAUAAGGCCUUCGUCUCAUUUAGAAGCUGGUUGUUGUUAACCCUGUAGCAUUUUCAAAGAAACCAAUAUUAUAUUUCAGUGAACCCAGCUCUUAAUGCUCAUUUAGUCAUAUGGGAUUAUUUCCACUUCUCUUCAGCCCCAGAUUUGGCCUUCUUCUCCUGCCCUUCCACAUAGCUAUGUCCAUAGUUCAUCCAAAAAUAGUUCAGUGUCCAUUUAAUUUGGCUCCCUACUUUUUGAUACCACAUCCAAUAGACUUCUCGUUGUCAAAAUUAUGAACAAAUAAUAUCCUAGCUCAUAUGGAGCAAGGAUAUUAAAUUCUAGACCUUGAAUUAAGAAGAUUCUGAAAUGUGGUAAGGUAAAUAGUACAUUUUAAUGAAAAUAAUACAUACUAACAUAGUGAUUAAUUAAAAUGCUCUUUAGCUAAAUUCAAACUGGUUUUCACCAAAAAAUUCUGUUAGUGUGUUACCAUCCUUAUUUCCCCCAAAUUGCAACUUUUCAAUUAGUUCUGAUUGUUCAAUCUCAACAAAUCUUUACUUUUUCUUAUAGCACUAGAGUUUGCUGAGCUCUUAUACUUUUAAAAGGUGAAUAAAGAUUUGCCUAGAAUUAGAAGUUAAAAAAAGCAAAAUUCUGGGCACUUGUAGCAAAAUCUUUGACAACCUCUUGGACUCUGGAACCUAGAUUAUGAUGCCUGGAUGACAGGUUCCUUAAUCAAACAUUGCUCUCCAUCUGGAUAAGGCCAGUACUAAUUCACAGACUGGAUAUGAAAGUGACUAGCAAAUAUACUUGUACAAUAUUGAAACUAGAAUUACUGCAGAAAUUGUAAAGUCUUGAAUCCUGUUAGUCCCAACUAGAGUUGACUCAUUAAAUACAUGGAAUUUGUCUUUUACUCACCUUUUAACACCAUAGGGCUAUUCUGCUUGGGACUAAUAAAGCUCAGCUUAAUAGUGUUGGAGACCAAUCUUAGGCUGCAAGGUGAUAUACUCUUGAGGACAAGACAAAAUGCUGUCAAGAGCAACAUCUGUGGGAAAAAUAGGGUCUGUAAUAGACAUUUGUAAGGUACAUUAAAGGUACUACCUGGACUUCAUUAAUCUCUGGCGAGUAUAACCAAACUUCUCAGCACAUUCUGGAAUGUCCUUUGUAUACAGUUAUCCUUUUGCAAAGGUAGACCAUAAUUGUGUCAGGCUGCUUUAUAUUUGUUGCAAAUAGUCUCAGCACUGAAGAUCUUCUGGUACCUCAGGUAAUUAAACUUCGCAUUUAGCAGUUUACUGGUUUCAUCUUGAGGCCUGCUGUUAAUAUCCCUCUGAGAACGGUGCACAAGGAGAACGUCCUGGACCUUUUUGUCAUCUCAUUACACUUUGAAACCUAUGUCUGUUGAGUCCAAUCUUGUCCUGUGAAAGGUUUGCCUGUCUGAAGAAAGGGAAAGGUAACCUCAUCUGUGUGUUAUGAAUGGAAUUAAACUGUGCAUUCUGUUCAUUGGCUUGUAUUGGAGUGAAAUGUUUUUUCUUUUCUUUUUAAGCUAAGCAUUGUUGAAGCUAUGUAACAAGGCCUUUUACCAUUGAUUUCAAUGAAGGAAUGUAUCUUGAAAAGAGAUUUAUAUUAUGUAAAUAUUUCAAAAUUGGUUGUAACAAUAAAGCUGGUUUCUAACUGUA
Molecule: messenger RNA, 6930 nt
Organism: Anolis sagrei ordinatus
Lineage: Eukaryota; Metazoa; Chordata; Lepidosauria; Squamata; Anolidae
Gene: ETNK1
Product: ethanolamine kinase 1
Biological process (GO): phosphatidylethanolamine biosynthetic process
Cellular component (GO): cytoplasm
Molecular function (GO): ethanolamine kinase activity
Source: RefSeq, a predicted model, not a curated record